Messenger RNA from Pseudo-nitzschia multistriata, 615 nucleotides. Lineage: Eukaryota; Bacillariophyta; Bacillariophyceae; Bacillariales; Bacillariaceae. The record is from the annotation of a GenBank genome assembly.
UGGUUGCGUUGCGUUGUGUGUUGAGUGUUUUGUGUGUUAUGUAAUUCUUAUCGUCUACCGGGAUUGUUUCGGUCGUUUCCGACACGCUUCUUGCUUCUCACUCUCUUUCUCUCACUCUCUCUCCAGGUGUUUUCGUCGCCGAUCGAUGUCGAUGCGGUGGGAGAGAUUGCGGCCAUGGCCGCGAGGGGACUCGUCACCCGGCCCAUCGUCAACGACGGACAGCCGCGGAAGCAGGACUUUUUUGACACCUCCGGGCAGCCGAUCGAGUACGAAAACGUUCUCUUUCUGGACGGGACCCACGCCAUCGAGGCCGCGAUCGAUCACCUAAGGGUCUCCCGCGGGCCGCAAAGGCGGGAAAUCCGCGAGAGGAACGGCGAGAACCCAUCGCUGGCAAAAGCGCUGCCCCGGUGGGAAGGAGCGCUGGUCGGGAAACGGCCGUAUCUGUUCCCGGUUCCCGUUGUGGCUUUCUUUGCGUCGUUCUUCUGGGCCGUGGUCACGGAACAAUUCGUGCAACCCCCRGCGUAACACUUAAAAAAGGGAUGGAUUCAUUUGAGUUGUACUUGCACUUGUCGUAGAACCGAGACCGGUGUGGAGCAAUAAUAAUGUGAUGCUCUG